UUUGAGAAAACCCCCUUUUGCCCUUCUCUCUCUCUCUCUCUAGCUCUUCCCACAAGGACCGACGAUGGGUUUGUUUCCAUGUUCUUGCCCUUUGCCUUGCAACAAAACCAGGGAAUGUCAAAACAACUCAACACAUCUUCAAUCAGAUUUUUCCACGUCGUCAUCUCUCUCGUCUCAGCCGAGCCUGCCGUCAGUUCCGUCCCUGUCCUCUCCGUCGCAGAACCGUCACCAUGAUCAUCAGUGCUUGGUCACUCUCAGAGGCCACUCCUCCUACGUGUCGUCCCUCGCCGUCUCCGGAAAAUUCAUCUACAGCGGAUCUUCUGACGGAAAGAUACUCGCAUGGCCCCGAGAGCCACCGGAAAACAUUGCCGGAGACAAUACGGUUGCCGUGGGAAACGGAGCGGUUAAGGCGAUGGUGGUUUUCAGGUAUAAGCUGAUAACCGCUCAUCAAGAUCACAAGAUUAGGGUUUGGAAGAUCGAAGAGAGAGAUCCACCGCAGAAGUACAAAUGCGUCGCCACUCUCCCGACAGCGAACGACCGUUUCACGAAGAUUUUCAGCGGGAAGAACUACGUGGAAGUACGGAGACACAAGAAGUGCACGUGGGUUCACCACUUGGACACAGUCUCGUCUCUCGCCUUAUCCAAGGACGGUUCUUUGCUAUACUCAGCUUCUUGGGACAGAACCUUCAAGAUCUGGAGAACGUCCGAUUUCAGAUGCUUGGAGUCAAAGGAAAAAGCUCAUGAAGACGCCAUUAACGCGGUCGUUGUGUCAUGUGACGGAUUCGUUUACACAGGCUCGGCCGAUAAGAAGAUCAAGGUGUGGAAGAAGCAGCCAAGAGAGAAACGACACAAUCUGGUGGCUACCUUAGAGAAACAUGUCUCGGCCGUUAACGCUUUGGCCAUUAGCGAAGACGAUACGGUUUUGUACUCGGGGGCUUGUGACAGAUCGAUUCUUGUGUGGGAGAGAAAUAGGAUCGACGACGAGCAUAUGGUCUUAGCCGGAGCUUUAAGAGGACACUCGAAGGCGAUACUGUGUUUGGCGGUUGUUUCGGAUUUGGUGUUCAGUGGAUCGGCCGACAAGGCUAUUAGGGUUUGGCGGCGAGGGACGGACAAGGGUUAUUCUUGUUUGGCUGCCUUGGAUGGACAUAGCAAGCCUGUCAAGUGCUUGGCUGUGUCCCUUGGUUCUGAUUCUGAUGUUUCUUGUAUGGUUUACAGUGGGAGUCUUGAUCUUAGUGUUAAGGUUUGGAGAAUUCGGAUUCCGUUGCUUUAGAUCAUUGUUUUUUUUGUGUUUUUUCAGCAAUCUUUAAUGAUGUUUUUACUUCAUCUCUGUCAGUAAACGCGAGGUUACGAAUUGUACAUAUACAAACUGGUGUCUGUCUGUUGUAUACGUAUAUAAGUGUUGUUACAAUACUGUCUGAUCGUAUACUUGUCAC
Tarenaya hassleriana is the source of this 1433-nucleotide messenger RNA. Its product is annotated as F-box/WD repeat-containing protein pof1. Gene Ontology annotation, molecular function: protein binding. The coding region runs from base 65 to 1270 and encodes 401 amino acids. NCBI's taxonomy places the organism in Eukaryota, Viridiplantae, Streptophyta, Magnoliopsida, Brassicales, Cleomaceae. The transcript has a single exon. The record is from RefSeq and is a predicted model, not a curated record.